AAAAAAAAAAAAAAAAAAAAAAAAAAAGACCUAGGAGAUCUAAGAGACCAAAGAUACCACCACUAAGGAGACCUAGUUGCCUUAUAAAGCUCCAUAUCUCCACAUCCUCCCAACCUUUCCUUUCCACUCUUUCGUUUUCUUCAAGUAUCAGCUUAAUCCUAGCACAGCAUCCAUAUUUCUUAACUACAACCUAUUCAGUAGAUACACCACGCCAAUCCGUAAUCAACAAUGCGUCUCGAUAUCGCCGCCCUUACCUUGAUCGCGUUCAUCGCGCCAGCACUCGCUGCCCAGACCUACGACGUCAAUAUCGUCAAUGGAAAGUUCUCCCCCCAGGUUCUCGAUGUUGCUCCCGGUGAUACUGUCCGAUGGCCCUUGAACGACGGCGCAGACCAUGCCAUCGUCCAAACCGAACCCGGACCUCGCUCAUGCAACUCCUUGCCUGGUGGGUUCAACUCGGGUCGCAAGACCAGUGGCCAGUCUUACCAGCGCACAUUCCCGAACCAGACCGUCGUCAACUACAAGGACGGCAUUGGUGCUAACUGUGCCAAUGGUGCCACGGGAACCAUUUACGUUGGUCCCAGACCCGCCAACGCCACCGAAACCGGGAGCUCGACGACGGCCGCGACGGCCACGACGACGAGCACGGUGUCGGCCUCGAGCACGAUGACGAGUACGAUGACGGCCUCAGCCUCUCCUUCUCCUUCAUCCACAAACGGAGGAGGCGGGGCCACCACCACUACGACAGGCAUUAUCCCCACGCCCACUCACCAUAACAACGCCGAUGGCUUGUCCGCACAAAGCUCCUUGAUCCUAGGAAUUGCCGGUCUCAUUGGCGCUUUUGUUGCUUUCUAAAGAAAGAUAGAGCAGUUCUGCAAUGACCCUGUGGCCAGUGUCCGUGUGUCCCAAAGGUUGCAAACGCUCAGCGAAAAGUGGUUUUGCGACAGACGCGGUUUACAAUGGUGUCUCCUCCUCCUCAUUGCUUUAAAUCCUUGUAUAUAGCUAUUCUAAUUGAACAAAUAAACUUAAGUCUCUAUCUACGGGUG
Messenger RNA from Gamsiella multidivaricata, 1043 nucleotides. RefSeq lists its product as uncharacterized. The record is from RefSeq and is a predicted model, not a curated record. NCBI's taxonomy places the organism in Eukaryota, Fungi, Mortierellomycota, Mortierellomycetes, Mortierellales, Mortierellaceae. The coding region runs from base 229 to 852 and encodes 207 amino acids. The transcript has a single exon.